This is a messenger RNA of Cyprinodon variegatus (sheepshead minnow), 1575 nucleotides long. RefSeq names its product coiled-coil domain containing 77 (gene ccdc77). The record is from RefSeq and is a predicted model, not a curated record. NCBI's taxonomy places the organism in Eukaryota, Metazoa, Chordata, Actinopteri, Cyprinodontiformes, Cyprinodontidae. Bases 68 to 1561 code for a protein of 497 amino acids. Gene Ontology annotation, cellular component: centrosome. The transcript is spliced from 12 exons.
AUUUAAAAACAGCAGCACGGUUGCUCUGAGCAACAAAACAGCUCUGACUCUGGAAACAUCUUCAUCUAUGUUUGGAAGAAUGGGAUCUCCAAGAAAGCGUGCAACACCUCGCAGAGUCAACAUUGGUUCCCCUGGUAACGAUGUGGAUUCCCCACUUCCUCCCAUCCAUGAGCGCCUUGCAUACCUCCGUCCUUCCAGGGAGCUGCUGGAGUUCUACAGACAGAAGAUAGCCCAGUAUGAUGAUGAACAUGAAGAGCUUUUGCAAAUGCUCGAGAAAUAUAAAAGCAUCACAGAUGACCAGCACAAACUGCAGUUUGACAUACGACAGCGGGAAGGAGAGAUUGCAGAGCUUCAAAAUGCCCUGAGUGACAUGCAGGUCUACCUUUUCCAGGAAAGAGAGCAGUCUCUACGACUUUAUGCAGAAAAUGACAGACUGAAGAUCAGAGAGUUGGAGGACAGGAAAAAGAUCCAACACCUUCUUGCUCUUGUUGGUCCUGAUGCAGGGGAGAUUACAUACUUCCACCAGGAGCCUCCUCAUAAGGUUACGAUUACUCAGAGGCUCCCCGAGUCCAGAUUUGAUGAAAAUCUCAGUCUAAGGCCAACAAAGUUAAGAACAGCUUCGGCUGCAAAAGAGCUAUUCAGGAAAAGCAAAGCAGUUGGUGUUUCUAAUGGUGAGAGCUUGGAACAGUGUAAGCGCGAUAACCAGACGCUGCUGUUACAGGUGGAGGCCCUGCAGGCUCAGAUGGAGGAACAGACACGUCUGAACAAAGAACAGGUGGAAGCUCUCCUGGAGGAUCGUAGGAUCAAAACAGAGGAAGCUCAGGCACAACGACAGAGAGACCAGGAAUGCAUUGCUGCGCUGAAUCAGAAGCUCCAGCAGACUCAGAACCUGUUGCAUGAAAGCACAAAAGACUUCUUACAGCUAAAAUUUGACGCUCGGGCCCAGGAGAAAAGCUGGAUGGUAGAAAAAGAUCGACUGUUGAGAGAGCUAGACUCAUUCCACAACCGAAUGAGAAAGACUGGGUUCAGUGGCGCUGACCUGGGAAGAUCAGGGCAGCCCAGCAGCAGCAGAUCAGCUCCUGUGAUGCCUCGAACGCAACCAGAGCUGGCACAGCCACAUAAAGAGGAGAGAAAGGCUCUACAGGAGGAACUGAAACAAGCUCACAGGUUGGCAGAGAUGUACAGGGAGCAGUGUAUCACUAUGGAGACCGAACUGUCCCAGAUCAGAGAGGAAGGAGACGUAGGCAGAGAAAUAUUUAAGGAGCGUUCAGAAAAAAUGGCCAAGCGUCUCCAGCUCAUGACUCAGCGCUACAAGGCUUUGGAGAAGAGAAGGGCCAUGGAGGUGGAGGGUUUCAAGACGGAUUUGAAACACCUCAGACAAAAGCUCAAAGAUGUGGAGAACCAGCUUGUCAAGGUCACCUUGAGUAUUGGGCCCAACCAGGACCUAGCCAUUUUAAAUGAAGUACGGCAAACCAACUCGAGGACAAAAAAAGUUCAGAAUGAGCUGGUGGCUCUGAAAGCCAAAAUUUAUGGACUUGAAAAUGAGCUGAGAUUUAGCUGAAGAAUGUUUUUUUU